Messenger RNA from Salvelinus sp. IW2-2015, 4734 nucleotides. Its product is annotated as zinc finger protein 281. Gene Ontology annotation, biological process: regulation of transcription by RNA polymerase II. Gene Ontology annotation, molecular function: DNA-binding transcription factor activity, RNA polymerase II-specific; RNA polymerase II cis-regulatory region sequence-specific DNA binding. Lineage: Eukaryota; Metazoa; Chordata; Actinopteri; Salmoniformes; Salmonidae. The record is from RefSeq and is a predicted model, not a curated record.
AGUGCUCCCCUGUCCCAGAUCAAAGCGUCCGUCUGUGACUCUUCGCAGGACCCGUCCGCUAUACCCAUAAUUCCCCGCGCUGAGACAAAAUGAAGGAAUACAGCCUCUGCGGGAGAACAAUGUUUGGGCUCUAAAGAUUUAAACGGACGACCAAAGGUGAAAUAUACCAGCCGAAAGAGCUAUUGGUGGUCAUGCACUGGAUGGUUCCGGUUGGCUCCCUGUAGUUGAAUCUGCCCAUCACCACCAAGUUCAUCAUGAGCAUCAUUCAAGACAAACUAGGUAAUGACUUCCUGCGCUCCAAUGGGAGCAUGGACUCCAACUUCUCCCCUGGCAUGAUCAUGUUCAGUCACCUGCCCCCUGUGACCAGCUUCACCCGGCUGGCUGCCCAGUCUGUUAUGCAGGACCUGCCAGGCCCCCACGAGAUGAUCCUGAAGAAGGAGCGGGACUCUCCAGACUGCAGCAUGGGUGCCCUGGGGGGGUAUGGAGGGGUGGGGGACUAUGUCCAUGCCAUGGACAUCAAGCAGGAGAAGAUGACAGAACAUGACUACCGUCUGCCGCUGUACCCUGGAGGCCCGGGGAAGAGCACAGAGCUCCCGGAGGUGUCCAUGGGCAACCACCAGAACUUGCUGGUGUAUGACCUUAGCCAAGGCAACCUGCCGAGUCGGUUAGGAAAGGAGUCCUCAGGAAAGAGAGGUCGAAGGUCAAAUGGUGAGGAGGGCAAGCCCCGGAGGAAACGUGGAGAGCCUAAGCAAUCAAUGAUGCUGGAUUCAGAUGGAGGCAGCCUGUGGCCCAACGGGAAGCUCCACAUCUGUGAGCACUGCGGCGCAUCCUUCAGGAGCUCCUACCACCUGCGCAGACAUGUCCUCAUCCACACAGGUGAGAGGCCGUUCAGGUGCAGCCAGUGUAACAUGAGUUUCAUCCAGAAAUACCUGCUACAGCGGCACGAGAAGAUCCACAGCGGAGAGAAGCCUUUUUGCUGUGACCAGUGUAACAUGCGCUUCAUUCAGAAAUACCACAUGGAGAGACACAAGAGGACCCACAGUGGAGAAAAGCCAUACAGAUGUGAGACCUGCCAACAGUUUUUUUCCAGGACAGACCGAUUACUCAAGCACAAGCGAACCUGUGGAGAAGCCAUAAAGAAGGAUCUGGAGCCCGGGAUGUUGGACCUGGGCUGUGAGGACAUUGGGCAGGGCAGCUACGGAAUCACUCAGGGAAAUACUGGCGCCUCGGGCCGGAAGAGGGGCAAGUCCAAAAACUCUGGUGAGUUAGGGGAGCGCAAGAGGAAGAAAGCGGCAGGGCCGGCGGAAGCAGGAGGGCUGGGCGGAGCACACAUCCACGGGGCGCCGUCGGGAGGCUACAGUCUCCAUGACUACAGCGUGGAGAAUCACACUGUGUCCUCGUCCACUCCGCCAGGGCCCAGUAUGCACAACGAGCAUCACGGCCGAGCCCCUAAGAUGGCCUUCAAGAAGGCCAACCGCAAGGCCCUGGACCAGGGGGGCUUGGGGCAGGCCAAGCAGGGCACUAUGGAGCAGGGUGGGGCUGUGGGGAUGGUCGGGAUGGGCCUCAUGCAGGGCUCUGAGGCCAAAUCGGGUCCCACCAGCAGUAACUACGAUGACGCCAUGCAGUUCCUCAAGAAGAGGCGCUACCUUAACGCGGCCAACAGUGCAGCAUCAGGGGCCGGGGUGGCAGGGGGCAGCACCAACGAUUAUGAGGUCAGCGUUGGUCACCUGUCGUCCCAGCAGUCGGUUAUCCAGGGGGUGGUCUCAGGCGUGAUGGACGGCGACUCGCCCCUCAGUCUGCUAGACUCCUCCCCCACGGGCRUGGACAAGCACGACAGGUCGGGGAUCCCUGACGAGGUGCUGCAGAGCCUGCUGGACCACUACACCCAGAAACCAGACGGCUCGCACCACGACGUGCACUUUGACCUCAGUGACCAGCACGUGGCGCUGCACCCUGUCUCAGCAGACGGCUCUGACCUGAGCCACGAUGCAGACUCCCCCAGCCCGUCUGGAGACAAGACGGUCAUUAUGCACGAGUACUCCCGCUUCCUGCUGCAGGCCCUGGAGCGCACCAGCCACAACACAGGCUUCCCCCUGGGCCCCGGGCCUCCAGCUACAGGGCCCUUCACCAGCUCCCACCAACGCAACCCGCUCUUUUCAGACAAGCACAUGUACACUACGUCCCCUCUGGAGUGUGGCUUCGGCCAGCCUGUGGCCUCUCCCACCCUGCCCUCCUCCGUGCCAAAGUCCCACUUUGCGAUGCUGUCGGGCUCCUCUCCGCAGCACGGCUUCCACCUAAACAGCCUGGAGCCUGCCACCCACCAGCAGCUUACCCCUUCUCAGGAGCUCACUGACCAGAUGGAGAAGCAACACUCCUCCUCUUCCCCCUCCUCCUAUCAGAUCAGCCCGUCUGACCUGGGCAGCCAGAAGGACUCGCAGAACCUGGCUUCUCUGGAUCCCUCCAAGGGCUCCUACACGAUCGAGAACUUUGCCCAGGCCUUUGGAUCCCAGUUCAAGUCGGCCAGCCGCAGCGCCUUGUCGUAUGGCGCUGACUCUAGCGGGGAGGUGGACCACAGGAUAAGGACGCCAGUCUCCGAAUUCUCAGGGUAUACUAGUUUGUUAGCCGACGUCAAUGAGGCAGUAAGUACAGGUUCCAAAACCCCAACAAGCCAAAGCUACAGAUAAGGGCCUGGGAGGGGACAGCAUUCUGUUGGAGGUUCAUGUUUUGUCCAGUAUUUUUCUUUUUUUUGUGCUCCUAUUUUAUUAUUUUUAUUAAGUGAAGUUUUAAUUAUUAUUAUUACCCUGCCGCUAUGUUUAUGUGCCCCACCCCUCUCUCCAGGACUGGUCUUCAAGGCCUAUUCAAAUGCAAUUUUUUAAGAUAUAUUUUUAAAGUAAAUAUCUAUGUAUUUAGUCCGUUUUCUUCAUCUUUUUGGUGUMAUUUUUGGUCUGCUCGUUAAUCGUUAGAAUGAAAAAGUACUUUUUUUUUUAAAGCAAACAACAGAGUAGCAAUGAACUUUUCUCCCAUGAGCUUAAGGGUUUUAGCAAUCAACUUUACAAUUGUAGCUAGCAUAAUAAUGGGAAAAACAAUGAUGGGGGCAGGGAAUAGCCCAGAACUGAAAUAGCAAAAAAUAAGAAAUAAUGAUAUUGUCUGUUACAAGGAUAAAAGUAUUACUCAGGAAAAAGUGUAAACGGAGGAAAUUGUGUAGUGCAGUGAGCACUCAUUUUAGAGGUGUACAUUUGCAACUACAAAGAGGAUGCUUUGUUUGGUUAUUUCUUGUUUUAUACCUUGGUUGAUGAGUGCAACAAAUAAUGGAGGCUGCUGCCAGCUCACUUACACUGAGAACACUUUCCACUUAGCUAUAUAGAGAUUAUGGUACUUUCUUGUCAAUGUGAAACUCGUGUUUUCUUUCAAUAAGGGCCAUAUAUAUUUAUAACAAUAUAUAUUCAUGUAUAAUAACAGCUAUAAUCAUUCUGGGGAACUGCCAGGUGAGGUAGAGGAAGUGAGAGGGGUCUGGGUUUGGGGUUAAAUUGUUUUCCUCGUUAGUUUUAGGAGAACAUAGUGACGCUUUUCUUUGGCCAAUAGAGGUUGCUGUUGGACAGCUGUGGAAUUGCCUUCCUCAUCUUUCGCCCCUCUUCUUCCUCUUCAAUUCUUUACUUUCCUUAAAAGAAUCCGAUUAGCACUUUGAGCCAUUUAUUUCAUUGAAUAAACUAAACUACCCCAUAAGAUCAUGGAAGACAUUUGAAAUGAACUGACUUGCUUUCUAAAGAUUUGUAUUGAUCGGGUUGGGGUUACCACCGUAUGCAGAUGUGGGUUUGAAAGCAUCUUGAGCAAUGGGUUGUUAGGGGGGGUGGGGGCUUUGGUUGGGAUGGCAUGGGCUCGUUUGGGAGGGUAUGUGAGGGGAGGGGGUGGUUUGUGCCUGGGGAGUUUUUUUAUUAGCAUUAUCUCCUGGAUGUUAUCACGUGUAGGUCAUGGGGAGGGAGGGAUUGUUUUAUGGAAAUGUAUUAAGUUAAAUUGGGAAUAAACGUGUAAAGUAAUUCACCACUCUGUUUAGCAUCUUUGCUUUACUAUUUCAAUUUGAAGUUAAGUGUAUUAGUGGCUGAAUAUUUCUUCCCCUGUUACUGAGAGAGCCUGGAAACAUGUGAGGAAAUGAUCAUGUGACUAAAUCUAACCCAUAUACCUAUAACAAACCCAAAGCAUUAGACAUUUCUGGUGUGCUGGCACUACCACAACGGUAUUUUAUGAGGAAUGGGGUGCCUAGUCCUGCAAAAUGUUGUCUACAAAUAAAUUGUGUGCGUCCCAAAUGGCACCCUAAUAAAGUGCACAACUUUUGACCAGGGCCCAUGGAAGAAUAGGGUGCCAUUGUGGACGUACACGUUGUCUAAAUGAAAUGUACAUUUCUCUGCCUGUGUCUAAUGCUUCCUUUGAUUAUGUGAUUUAUUGCAGUCCUUCAAUGAAUCUAAUUUAUUUGAUGUACUUUUUGUAAAUCAAACAAUUGCAUUUUCUUCCAUAGCCACGACUGGCCUUUUGAGCUAGAAAUGCUAUCACCCUUUUUUCUUUCUUUUAUUUAUCGUUUUUUUCCCUGUUGCCCCUUUUUUGUCUUACAGAAUCAUGAAACAUGGCUGAAUGACUGCAAUGUUGCAAUAUCAUAGGGAACAAUGACCGACCACUACAACCAUGCUCUGUUUUUAUUGGAUAGGAGGCUGAGGGGUGAACAAUAAAGACAUUGACCUUUUA